GCUGAUACAAUGCUGCAGCUGGAAGGACAACGUAUUAGCCUCGCUCAGAUCCACAAAGCCCAGCUGGAGCUCAGCAGCGAAAACUUCCAGAGUGAAAAGAAGAGCGAGCUGUGCAACUUCAGAGAGACACUUCUCAGAGACCAGGAAGAGAAAAUAGGAAAACUACAGGACCAGCACCAGAGGGAGCUAGAGAGACUACAUCUGCAAAACACAGGGUGUGAGGAAGCUUCUUGUCUGUAUCUAACACAAAGGCUGAUGAAGAAAAUCUGCGAUGAGUGCGCUGAUAUUAUUCAGGCUGUGCUUGUUGAAGAGACAAAGAAGGAGAACAAGUCACAGCAAGAGAGAAGAGAAGAUGAGAUGACUUGCAGCACAUCCUUAUCGCUGCACAAGACCACAGUGCAAACUCUGCAGAGCAAUCUGAGCACACUGCUGGAGAGGUUUAUAGAAGAAUACAAACAGAUGGCAGAUGUAUCCGCAUAUAUAAGAAAGGUAAAUGCCGUGAUCAUGUGUUCGGCGGAAGAUCUCGCAGAGAACAGAGAACAGCCCGGCAUCCCUCAGGUGAAGCAGAUUGUGAUUGUUUCCCAGGAUUCAGCUCCGAACCCAUCAGAUGUUCAGGAAGGGUUGACCCUGCCAGCAUUGGAGGAGGCCGAGAAGCUUAAAGCCGAGUUCAGCCAGCAGAGAGCACAGCUGGAAGAGAAGCACUCCCAGGAAAUUGAGCAUCUGCGAUCAUAUUUCCAGCAGCAGCUAAAGGAGAAUGAAGAACGUUUCUGCAAAGAGAUAAUUCAUCUGCAGGAGCAGCCCCAGGAUGUCAGCGUCAGCCCUCUGCCGCUCAGGGAUCUGCAUGAGAAUGAAACUGGGUCUGAUCUUGGGUUACAAGAAGCGACCAUAUUCCAGAGUGUUUAUGCUCCAUUUGCUGAUAUGCUGAAGCUUGCUGUAGAAACGCCUGUCCCCUACCAGCUUGCUGUAGAAACGCCUGUCCCCUACCAGCUUGCUGUAGAAACGCCUGUCCCCUACCAGCUUGCUGUAGAAACGCCUGUCCCCUACCAGCUUGCUGUAGAAACGCCUGUCCCCUACCAGCUUGCUGUAGAAACGCCUGUCCCCUACCAGCUUGCUGUAGAAACGCCUGUCCCCUACCAGCUUGCUGUAGAAACGCCUGUCCCCUACCAGCUUGCUGUAGAAACGCCUGUCCCCUACCAGCUUGCUGUAGAAACGCCUGUCCCCUACCAGCUUGCUGUAGAAACGCCUGUCCCCUACCAGCAUGCUCAUGCUGUAGAAACGCCUGUCCGCUACCAGCUUGCUGUAGAAACGCCUGUCCCCUACCGGCUUGCUGUAGAAACGCCUGUCCCCUGCCAGCUUGCUGUAGAAACGCCUGUCCCCUGCCGGCAUGCUAUAGACGAAACCGCUCAAAUGGAAGACUCCAUUGGGUCCAUUUAUCUGCACCUGCAAAGCCUAAGGCAGACCUUGUUUUCCAAAUAUGUGGACGAAGUUUGCACUUUAAAAAAGCAGCACAAGGCAGAAUUGGAUCAGCUUAGGACCGAGCUGGCGGAGAAGUCCGAAGCGGAGAAGGCAACUCUGAGACAGGAAAUCAUCCAGCUGACAAGCGCCAAGCAAAUGACUGUAAAUGGCAGUUUCCAGCCCACUUUGUGUCCAAUUUCAGAGGAAAAGAGCGAUGCUGACCUCAAUCAGUUGCUGGAGGAGCGCUACCAGGAGAAGAUUGAGCAAGAAAUUGCACGAGUUAUUGUUGAGAUGUCGAUUGCAUUCGCCCAACAAACUGAGCUCGCUCGACUGUCCUCUUUGGAGGUCGCUGAACAACAGAACCUUUCCCAGGAUCAGACUGAGACCCCUGAACAGGAUACAGAGGGUCUGACUAAUGAGCAGACACGGGAUGUGCAGGUGAUGGGCCUGGAACAACAGGAGAGCGCCCAGUUAGAAGAACUUCCAGUCACUGAUACUAGUGAUGUAUAUUUAGUUGAUCAGAAGCAUGAAGGCCUGACCCUUGGCCAACAAGAUACCAAAGCUGAAACAGAGACCCAGCCCAAAGAAAGACCCAUGGUUCUCAAAGAGGAGGAACAUAACCAGAUCGCUGCAAUGGGCGCCGAGGCUGCCAAGUUUAAGCAAAUGUACGAGGAGCGGGUAGAGGAAAUGAGACAAGAACUGGUGAGACAGGAACAGGAAUACCAGCAGGCCGCUGAGGCUCUGAGACUGGCUCACACCGCACAGCUAGAGAGACAAAUGUACGACCAGGAGCAGCUGCUAUCUGAGGUGCACCGGCUGAGGGCACAGCUGGCAGAGAACGCCUCGGCGAUCAGCGAAAACCAGGCCACGGAGAGGGAGAAGAUUCUACGGGAAGAACUGGAUUCCAUGAAGCAGCGGUGUGCUGAAGUCACGGAGAGGACCCGGGAUUGUAUCCUGCAGGAUAGCAGCUCGCAGACACAGGUAUAG
Messenger RNA from Nanorana parkeri, 2442 nucleotides. RefSeq names its product A-kinase anchor protein 9-like. Gene Ontology annotation, biological process: regulation of Golgi organization; regulation of ventricular cardiac muscle cell membrane repolarization; signal transduction. Gene Ontology annotation, molecular function: molecular adaptor activity; potassium channel regulator activity; protein kinase A regulatory subunit binding. Lineage: Eukaryota; Metazoa; Chordata; Amphibia; Anura; Dicroglossidae. The annotation marks the transcript as partial. The record is from RefSeq and is a predicted model, not a curated record. The transcript is spliced from 13 exons. Gene Ontology annotation, cellular component: cis-Golgi network; Golgi stack; centrosome.